Diaporthe batatas is the source of this 2160-nucleotide messenger RNA. RefSeq lists its product as uncharacterized. The transcript has 4 exons. Lineage: Eukaryota; Fungi; Ascomycota; Sordariomycetes; Diaporthales; Diaporthaceae. The record is from RefSeq and is a predicted model, not a curated record. Bases 291 to 1841 code for a protein of 516 amino acids.
GCCAACUACUCUGGCUACUGUUUAGAUACUCCGUUCUCCGUAAUCUGCAUUGCGUGUGCAAUCCAACGUCGAGAAAUCCACAGCACAGACUGCCCCACCUGGUCUACUCUUCGUCCCAUCCCAUCCCAUCUCAAGAUUUCCCAUAGCAAAUCUGGCCCUUCUGACGCGGCCCAUUUGACCCUGCGCCUGAACCCUCCACUCAUCCGAAACACCACCGCACCCUUCCCCCAUUGCGAAACAAGCGCGCCGCCCUCGCAGUGCCUGGGGCUUUGACCUCGUCGACAGCCACAAUGGCUUCUUCUUCCUCUUCAGCGUGCCCUCUGCCAUCCUUAUCGUCGCCCGCUUCCGUCGCCCGCGCUGCCCCGAGAUUGCUAUCCGCCCCGACACGAACCACAGUCUACCUCGCCCUUGUCGCCGUCUGCCUCCCAAUGGCUCUCACCCACGACCACAGCGUCGAGAACAUCCCCGAAGGCGAUGCCACCUCUCCAGAACCCAUCGACUCGACAUUAUGGGCUCACAUCUUCGUCAAUAUGCUGGCCUUUGGCGUGCUGUUCCCCCUCGGCAUGGUGCUAGGCAUGACCAAGAGUCGGUGGCAUGUUCCUGUCCAGGCCCUGUCUUCCAUCCUCGCCCUCCUCGGAUAUGCCCUCGGCCACAUGCACGGCGGCCGCGAGUUCCUGCCCACCAACGUCCACGCGCAUUUCGGCGACUGGGUUUACCUCCAGAUGUUCGCCCAGAUCAUCGUCGGCGUCUACCUCAAGCUGCACCUGGAGAAGGGCAUCCAUAAGCGCAUACGCCCUGUCAUCCGCCUUAUCCACAGCAUAAAUGGCAAGACCUUUCCUGUCGUCGCCUGGGCCCAGAUGCUGUUCGGCGGCAUCACCGCCCUCGGUUUCUGCCAGGGCGACCACCUGGGCCAGUGCCUGGCCCAUUUCAUCAUGGGCAGCGCCUUUAUCGCCUACGGUAUCCUCCUGACCAUCGCCAUGCUGGUUGGCCAGCUGUGGAUCAAGCGCACCGGCCGCUCCCAGGAGUUCUUCGACAGCGUCGUCAUCGCCGCCUGGGGCUGUGUCAACACCUUCACCGAGCACAGGUGGGGCACGGCCUGGGUCAAGAACGACUGGCAGCACACCACCAUGGGCAUUGUCUGGUGGUGCGCCGGCCUGGCAGGCAUCUGGCUGAGCAAGGACAGGCUCGGCCGCCCCAAGAGGAACUUUAUCCCGGGCUUCGUCAUCCUCAUCACCGGCUGGGCCAUGUCUGCGCACCCCCAGGAACUCAUGAUCUCUGCCAUGACCCACAAGGCUUUUGGCUACACCCUCAUGUCCGUCGGGCUCACCCGCAUGAUCGAGGUCUCCCUUGUGCUCCAGGGCAAGGUGGGCAUCUCGGACGACGGCUAUGAGGUGCACAGCUUCCAGUACAUCCCCGUGUUUCUUCUCUACGCGUCCGGCUUCUUGUUCAUGGGCGCCACCGAGGAACAGAUGCUCCUUGUCAACUCGUCUGGGAUCGACCACGUCGCCUACGUCCUUAUCCUUUACAGUCUCGCCUUCAUCACCUUCCUCUUCUCCAAUGUGCUCAUACACAUUUUUGACCGCGGCGUGAAUCUGAAUGGGUACACCAAGGGGGUCAACGGCCAUGCACAGGGCUCCAACGGGCACACCCUUGCUCCAGCACAGGAGCGCAGGCUGCGGGACGCCGAGGAGUUUGAGCUGGAUGACAUGAUGAGCGACGAGGAUGAGGACGAGGCCCAGCGGCGCAAGCUUCUGAAGGAGGAGAAGGAUGAUGUGGACCAAGAUGGAGAGGGACUGUCGAGCCCCAGCACGGUGGGCAGGAACAACGAUCGGGUUGCUUAGCGAGCGACCCAUCACAGCACACCGCCUCGGAGAUCCUGCAGGUGUGGCAGUGGUAGAAGGGCCUACACACGCGCACCGAGCGACGGCUGUCUAUUUUCUUCCCUUCUUUCUCUGGUAGCAGUGAGGAGGUGUGCCGUGGCACACGUAUUAUCAAACAGCAUAUGGGGGGCGUUACGGGAGCAAACAGCAUUGGCCGUCAUCUUGUGUCUAUUUCCGGGACUUGUUUCUUUACACGCUUCAGCAAGGAGAUCUCAUGGUUAUGCAAUGAAUAGAUUUACAAAAGCCGCCUCAAAUCAAAAUCAAUCGAGAAUAUCAAGCA